AUGGCGGGAGAUUUGACAUUGCAGUUACUACAGCAAAUGCAGCGAGAAAUGCAGGAGAUGAGGGCAGAAAUAGCUGCCCGAGAAGAUGUUCAGAACAGGCCAGCAACCCAAUCAGUUCAUCUGGAGACAAUUGACAUUAACGGAGCAGAGAGCAGCCAAGCGGCGGUAGACGGAGUCGGAGUCGGAGAAAAUAAUGGGGAUCCUAUCAACAAUAACGGAGGAGUCAAUAGGCGGGGUGAACGGAGGGCGGAACACGAUAGGGAUAUGAACGUUAGAAGAAGGGGUGAACAAAAUUUAGAUGAUAAUCCGUUAAGUAGACACGGAGGUAACGAAAACGACCUAGACAGAGAACGGCGCAAUGAUCGUCGUAGAGGAGAAGACGAUCAUACUGGAGCCAAUUUUGAUAAUCGAAACGACAAUCUUCGACAUGAAUACGAAAGACAAAACCCCACAGUGGCUGAUCGGGACGUUGACAGAAUCGAUCAGGCAGAAGGAUUGCACCCUUUCACGAUGUCAGUCAUGCGGACGGUUAUGCCAGAAAAUAAAGUGUUGCCAACAAUGGAGAGAUACGGAGGUUCUACUGAUCCCGUUAAACAUCUUAGGUCUUUCAUUGAUGCCAUGGCGGUGUACUCAUCUGAUGAAAUGGUAUGGUGUAGAGUUUUUUCACUAUCAUUGAAAGGAGAAGCACUGGACUGGUUCCAUUCACUCCCACCCCGAACGAUAGAUUGUUUUGCUACUUUGCGACGAUUGUUCAGUCAACAGUACAUUUCCAGUAAAACACCUGGAAUGACCUAUACAGCACUAAUGAGAAUAAAACAAGGGAGGGAAGAAUCACUGAAAACAUUCAUGGAAAGAUUUAACCGAACAACUCGACAAGUACGAAAUAUUGACCAACGACUGAUAAUUAGUGCCUUAACCUCUGCCUUAAAGCCUGGCCCUUUCGUCGACUACCUAUACGCUGAAGAACCACAAACCAUGGCCGAAUUGCAGCAUAGAUUGACGAGCUUCAUCAGGAUCGAAGAAGGAAGAGCCCAUUAUAAGGGCUAG
This is a messenger RNA of Vigna radiata var. radiata (mung bean), 1047 nucleotides long. RefSeq lists its product as uncharacterized. The transcript has a single exon. The record is from RefSeq and is a predicted model, not a curated record. Lineage: Eukaryota; Viridiplantae; Streptophyta; Magnoliopsida; Fabales; Fabaceae. Bases 1 to 1047 code for a protein of 348 amino acids.